Xylona heveae TC161 is the source of this 1311-nucleotide messenger RNA. RefSeq names its product caspase-like protein. The transcript is spliced from 6 exons. The record is from RefSeq and is a predicted model, not a curated record. The coding region runs from base 163 to 1182 and encodes 339 amino acids. Gene Ontology annotation, molecular function: cysteine-type endopeptidase activity. NCBI's taxonomy places the organism in Eukaryota, Fungi, Ascomycota, Xylonomycetes, Xylonales, Xylonaceae. Gene Ontology annotation, biological process: proteolysis.
GGAGCGCCGCCACCGCAGCAAUAUCCUUCAUACUCGCAGCCCCCACCACAACCCGGAUACGGAUACAACUUGGGUCCGCCACAGCCCUAUGGCAAUCGACCUGGUAGAGAAAACUUGCCGGAAUUAUCGCAACAGUGCAUUUGCUGAGCUUUGUCACUAGGAAUGCCGACUGUAAACUCGAAUUCGUUCAAUCAUGGAAACCAUCAUGCUCCAGCUCCACCGCCCCAGGGUCAGCAGGGGUUUGGUCAGGGUGCGCCUCAGGGAUAUACUUUCCAAUACUCAAACUGUAAGGGUCGUCGUAAGGCCUUACUGAUCGGUAUCAAUUACUUUGGCCAGCGCGGCCAACUUCGAGGUUGCAUCAACGACGUGAAAAAUAUGUCAACCUAUCUCAAUGAGCAUUUUGGAUACGCUCGAGAAGACAUGGUUAUCUUGACCGAUGAUCAACAGAACCCCAUGAGCCAGCCCACAAAGAACAAUAUUCUUCGAGCAAUGCACUGGCUGGUCAAAGAUGCGCAACCAAACGACUCCUUGUUCUUCCAUUACUCCGGACACGGCGGACAAACCAAAGAUCUAGACGGUGACGAGGAUGACGGUUAUGAUGAAGUCAUUUAUCCGGUUGACUUCCGUAAUGCGGGCCACAUUGUCGACGAUGAAAUGCACAGAAUCAUGGUUCGACCGCUCUCACCAGGUGUCCGCUUGACAGCCAUCUUUGACUCAUGUCACUCGGGCUCCGCUCUCGACCUUCCUUACAUUUACUCUACCCAGGGUGUACUCAAGGAGCCCAACCUCGCCAAGGAGGCUGGUCAGGGUCUACUCAACAUUGUGGGCCAAUAUGCACGCGGCGACCUUGGUGGCAUCGCAACCACAGCAAUGAACUUUCUCAAGAAGGCCACUACAGGCGACGAAGCCACACAGCGUGCGCGGCAGACCAAGACCUCUCCGGCCGAUGUCAUCAUGUGGUCCGGCAGCAAGGACACCCAGACUUCACAAGAUGCUCAGAUUGGGGGCGAGGCGACGGGUGCCAUGUCGUGGGCAUUCAUCACCGCGCUCAGGAAAAAUCCACAGCAAAGCUACGUGCAAUUACUCAAUAGCAUUCGCGAUGAGUUAGCAGCAAAAUACACGCAAAAGCCACAACUUAGCUGCAGUCACCCCUUGGAUACGAACCUGCUCUAUGUCAUGUGAUUUUAAUGCGUAAUCUCGACGUGGAUCCCAGCAGGGAGCAUUCAUUCUUUCAUUAUAUAGUGAAGGCAGUGACGUCGCAGGUCAUAGCAUGGCAACAUCAUCCGUUCACUGCACGGAUGUGGUAUCGGA